UAUUGCAAUCGCGACCCUCGCUGUGUCCGCUGCGGCCAAAGUCACCUCUCUGAACUCUGUGAAAAACCAAGGGACACCCCGGCAUCCUGCGCUCUCUGUGGGGAAGCACACCCUGCAAAUUAUAAGGGAUGCAUCAAACACAAAACUCUGUUGCGAUCAAGAAACUCCAAACUCAAGAACUUCACCCAAACCAAAUACUAUCAACACUCAAGCAACCCAUCUACCACCAGCCAAGCAAACCUCACCAGCUCGAACAUCUCUCAGCAAACCAACCCCAACCUUGUUCAAACCAGUCCGGCCACCCGACAGAACUCCUACGCCAGCGCAACAAAAGGUAAAACCCAAUCCCCUAUUAAUGACUCUCCUCCCGAAAACCCUUUCUCAAAUCAACUGACAUCAUUCAUUCAUGAGCUCCAAUCACUCAUCACACCUCUAAUAACCCUCCUCUCCUCUCUCAUCAAUAAAUUAGUUGUUACCAAUGACUCUGAAUACUAAUCUAAAUUCUCCCCUGUCCAUAAUCUCCUGGAACGCCAAUGGUCUUUCCAAACAUAAGCACGAAUUCCAACUCUUUCUCGAAACUAAAA
Molecule: messenger RNA, 584 nt
Organism: Melanaphis sacchari
Lineage: Eukaryota; Metazoa; Arthropoda; Insecta; Hemiptera; Aphididae
Exons: 1
Source: RefSeq, a predicted model, not a curated record